Messenger RNA from Parus major (Great Tit), 2132 nucleotides. It is a transcript of the gene SLC18A1, whose product is annotated as solute carrier family 18 member A1. Gene Ontology annotation, biological process: transmembrane transport; aminergic neurotransmitter loading into synaptic vesicle. The coding region runs from base 175 to 1590 and encodes 471 amino acids. Lineage: Eukaryota; Metazoa; Chordata; Aves; Passeriformes; Paridae. Gene Ontology annotation, cellular component: terminal bouton; synaptic vesicle membrane. Gene Ontology annotation, molecular function: serotonin:sodium:chloride symporter activity. The transcript is spliced from 14 exons. The record is from RefSeq and is a predicted model, not a curated record.
GGGACACACUGAGGGACCCCGGGAGUUGCUUUCCCAAGGGAGAAGCCAUGACCCGGGGCAGGUUUACUCUGGAAUGUUCUCUCGGCAGGUGUUUGGAGGCCCCUGAGCGCAGGAGCCCGAGGGAGGCUGGCCGAGCUCUGGGCUGUGGCUGUGACCCCAGCAGUGUCCCUGGCCAUGGCCCUGGGCUCCCAGCGCUGGCUGGCCAAGGGCAGGGCCUCGCCCAGGCUGGUGCUGCUGGUGGUGUUCGUGGCACUGCUGCUGGACAAUAUCCUGCUCACCGUCGUGGGACAUGUCCCCAGGACACCCCCAGGACAUGUCCCCAGGGCACCCCCAGCCCCAUCCAGGAGCUGUCUGCAGGGUGGGGAGUUCCUGGCCCAGGAGAACACCCGAGUGGGGCUGCUCUUCGCCUCCAAGGCUCUGGUCCAGCUGCUGCUCAACCCCUGGGUGGGUCUGCUGACCAACAGGAUCGGAUACCACAUCCCCAUGUUCCUGGGCUUCACCAUCAUGUUCCUGUCCACAAUCAUGUUUGCUUUCUCGGGCACCUACACCCUGCUCUUCAUCGCCAGAGCCCUCCAAGGCGUCGGCUCCUCCUUCUCGUCGGUGGCAGGCCUGGGGCUGCUGGCCAGUGUGUACCCGGAGGACUCGGCGAGGGGCAGCGCCAUGGGCAUCGCCCUGGGGGGCCUGGCCUUGGGAGUGCUGAUCGGGGCACCCUUUGGGAGCAUCAUGUACGAAUUCGUGGGGAAAGCAUCGCCCUUCCUGGUCCUGGCCUUCCUCGCCCUCUUGGAUGGAGCUCUGCAGCUGUGCAUCCUGCAGCCCUCCCGGAUCUCCCCGGAGAGCACCAAAGCCACCCCGGUGUCCACCCUGCUGCGAGACCCCUACAUCCUGGUGGCUGCAGGAGCCCUGUGUUUCUCCAACAUGGCUGUGGCCAUGCUGGAGCCCACGCUGCCCAUCUGGAUGCUGCAGACCAUGUGCUCCCCGCAGUGGCAGCUCGGGAUGGCGUUCCUGCCUGCCAGCGUCUCCUAUCUCAUUGGCACCAACCUCUUUGGGAUUCUGGCUAACAGGAUGGGCAGGUGGCUGUGCUCCAUGAUUGGAAUGGCUGUGGUGGGAAUCAGCCUCCUCUGUGUCCCCAUGGCCACCAACAUUUAUGGGCUGAUCGGCCCCAACGCUGGCCUGGGCUUUGCCAUAGGAAUGGUGGACUCCUCCAUGAUGCCCAUCAUGGGCUACCUGGUGGACCUGCGCCACACCUCAGCCUACGGCACCGUCUACGCCAUCGCCGACGUGGCCUUCUGCAUGGGCUUUGCUGUCGGUCCCUCCACGGGCGGGGCGAUUGUGCGAGCCCUGGGCUUCCCCUGGCUGAUGGUCAUCGUUGGGGUGCUGAACGUGGCCUACGCCCCGCUCUGCUGGCUCCUGCGCAGCCCCCCGGCCACCGAGGAGAAGAUGGUCAGUCAGGGGCGCUUUCCUGGAGUUUCAUAUCCCAGGGAUUUGAGGGAAUUGGGAAUAAAUUUGCCAGGGGUGGCGCGUUCUGUGUUGGGCUCUAUGCCGCCCGCAAGCACGGACCAAAAAAACUCAGAUAAAAGGAGGAAAGUUUAGAGGGUCCUUCCCUGCACUCACGGGAAAAGUCUGCUUUGGCUUUUCCCGCUGUGAUAACGCUCCUGUUAACUGUUCAAAGUAAUGGUUAUUUUUACUAAAGCACCAUUUCUGCUCUGCUUCACCCAGGCCAUCCUGAGGCAGGAGUGCCCCAUGCAGCCCCAAAGCUGCGCCCCCGGGGAAGCCCAGCGGGAAUUCCCGCCGGUGGAGGCGGAAAACAUGGAAUAACCAGGGCAAGGAAUGCAUUCCCUGCUUUGGAGUCAAUAUUCUGCUUACAGAGCAUGGAUGUGGCCAAUUGAGCCGUGUCAGGCUGAAUUUCCAACCUCUGCUCCAGCCAUCCAUUUAGCGAAGCCGCUGUGGGACGUAACGCUGGAAUCAGGUGGCAGUGAGGAUGUCACUGCAAUGUCACCGCUCCUCUGAGGACACUAAAAACCCUUCAUUUGUGUCUGGCUAUAGUCUGAUGUAUUGUGCUAUGUCUGUGCUACUCCUGCGUCCUUCCCAACAUACAUUAAAUUCAUUUAUUCGUUUGAAGACCUCUCAAGAAA